Rhizopus microsporus ATCC 52813 is the source of this 943-nucleotide messenger RNA. Its product is annotated as FAD/NAD(P)-binding domain-containing protein. Gene Ontology annotation, cellular component: cytoplasm. Gene Ontology annotation, molecular function: flavin adenine dinucleotide binding; electron-transferring-flavoprotein dehydrogenase activity. The transcript is spliced from 4 exons. The coding region runs from base 26 to 943 and encodes 305 amino acids. The record is from RefSeq and is a predicted model, not a curated record. NCBI's taxonomy places the organism in Eukaryota, Fungi, Mucoromycota, Mucoromycetes, Mucorales, Rhizopodaceae.
CUUUUUUUCCUCUUGUACAUAUAAAAUGAAAAAACUAGUUAUAUUAGGAGGCGGUGCAGCUGGAUUUAUGAUCGCAGUAAGGUUAAGACGAUCAAAGAUUUCUGAUAUGGACGUCGUUCUUGUGGAUAAUAAAGCAUUUUUUGAAUAUACACCAGCACUAUGUUCAGUUUUGUAUGAAGAGACUGACGAGGCAUUUCAUAAACACUUUAUGAAUAUCACCUUUGAUUAUGAGACUAUCUUGAAAAAGAUGAAUGUGAAGUUUGUGCUUGGAAGUGUUCAGGACCUAAAGGAUAACCAAGUACUUGUUGCGGCAAGAGAAGAUGAGGUUAUACGUAUUGAUUACGAUUAUGUGGCGAUCUGUACUGGAUCAAGCUACGCUGACCCAUGGAAAACAAAUGACAUCACGCAUACUCUUACUCUUGAAACACGAUUAGCUUACUUGAAGGAACAAAGACAGGCGUACUUGGCCGCAGAUAGCAUCUUGUGUAUCGGAGGAGGUCCCGUUGGAGUAGAGGUAGUCGGAGAAAUAUCGUACCGAUCGCCACAAAAGGCCAUUACGUUGAUCAACAGCGGCGAGCAAGUGUUGUCCAGCGCACCAGCGAACCUAGGCAAACAUGCACAGCGUAUUUUGGAGCAUCGAGGAAACAUUGUGUUGAUCAUGAAUGAAAAGGCAGAGAAAAAAGCAGAUGAUAUAUAUGAAACAGAUAAGACGCAUAGGCAGAUCAAAGCAGACUUGGUCUAUAACUGUAUCGGUGUGAAGCCUAAUUCAGAGUUCCUUAAAGAGUCACAUGCAGACUGGUUAGAUGAAAAAGGAUAUAUCCAUGUGGAAAGGACAUUGAAUGUGAGAGGAACGGAUAAUGUGUUUGCGAUAGGAGACAUCAAUAACAUCGGAGAACCUAAACUAUAUUAUACAGCUCAUAUGCAGGCCAUGCACUGUUGUUGA